CUGCGCGACGCGGGCUGCUCAGCGGCGGGGCUGCCUUGAGGAGUGUCCCUCGUUCGCUCGCCUCCUUCCGCGCACCUGCUGCCGCCGCCGCCGCCGCCGGCAACCGCCGCCUCUUCCUUCCCCGCUUCCGGCCUGCCAGAUACGGCCCUCGCGCGCGGCACGAGCAGGCCCCGCUCUCCGCUUAACCCUCUCGUCGCCUAGCCUCUCCUUUCCUUCCUCCUCCUCCUCUUCCUCGCGCCCCGAGCGGAGCCGGUGGGCGGCGCGGCCAUGGCGGACACGGCGCAGAACGGGCCCAUGCAGGGAGGCGCGGGCGGCGGAGCCGUGGUGAGUUGAGUCCGGCGGGGGCGGCCUAGCGCGGCCUUCGCGGCCCUGCUGCGACCCACGGCGGGGCGGCAUCCCAACGCUCCGCCUGAGAGGAUUAUAUUUUAUUUUAUUCGAAACCGGCCUCACGCCUCUUCAGCCCCCGGCGUAGCUCAGUCGGUAGAGCCGGGGACUGUUAACCUCAGGGUCGUGGGUUCGAGUUCCACACGGAGGGCAAAAAGGCAUAGCUGUCAACUUUUCCCUUUCCUUGCGAGGAAUCCUAUUCGGAAUAAGGGGAUUUCCCUUAAAAAAAGGGAAACGUUGACAGCUAUGAAAAGGAUUCCUGCAUGUCGCAGGGGGUUGGACUAGAUGACCCUGCGGAGGGGUCCCUUCCAACUCUGUGAACUGCCCUGAGACUCCCUGGUAUAGGGCGGGAUAUAAAUUCAAUUAAUAAUAAUAAUAAUGAUAAUGAUAAUAAUUCUGUUCUUCUGUGAGUCUAUAAAUGCGCUCCCAUGUGGUGUUCUUUGUAGGGAGAGUUCUGAUUUCAGGUCGUUUCAAAUCUGUGGGUUGACUCCAGUAUUGUACCCUCUUCUUGUAUCAGGGCAAAUCUGCUCAAGUUCUGAGAUUGGGGGUGUCGUAGCUCACCCCCCCAAGCCCAGUUUUCAGGGCUACGAAUGAGGCAGUGUUAAUUGAUUAAGUUAUACACCACCUUUAUCUUCCAAGUGGCUUAAGGUGGUAUAUGUGGUUGUCCUCCACAUUUUCAUCCUUCACAGCAACCCUGUGAGGCAGGUUAGGCUGAGAGAUGGUGGCUGGCCCAAGGUCACCCAGUGAGCUUCACGACUGAGCAGCGAUUCAAACUGUGGCCUCCCAGGUCAUAGUCCCAACGCUUUAACUGUUCAUGUAUCAAUGGGCACAUGUGGGAGCAGAUCGACACAACUGCACACCUCCCCCCUCCUCCAUUGAGGGGUUAUUCUGAAUCUCUGAUAGUUGUGUAGAGGAGGGAAUUUGGAUGUCGGCAGUGGCAGUUUUGUCACCGUGACAGUGUCCCCUGUUUCACAUCUCCAUUAGAAGUUGCCCUCUCUUGCCUCUUAAUUGCCCUUGAGAAGUUUCAGUUCCUCUUAACUUUUUUAAUCUAAAGCUUCCAGGCUUGGCCUUUUCCUCUCCACUGCUGCAUUUGGCAAAGGUUUGUGGAACAGGCUGGAGGAGCCAACUCAGUGUCAAGAGUCCUAAGUUGUUCUGGCUGUUUUCUGAAACAUGGGCUAUGCAACAGAUGUUUAGGUUACUGCACUAGUACGUAGGUAUUUAGGAAGUUGUUUGAUGCUAAGACCAUUGGUUUCUUUAGUUCUGUAUUACCUAUACAGUGGUACCUCGGGUUACAUACGCUUCAGGUUACAGACUCCGCUAUGCCAGAAAUAGUACCUCGGGUUAAGAACCCGAGGUACUAUUUCAGGAUGAGAACAGAAAUCGUGCUCCGGCGGCGCGGUGGCAGCAGGAGGCCCCAUUAGCUAAAGUGGUGCUUCAGGUUAAGAACAGUUUCAGGUUAAGAACGGACCUCCGGAACAAAUUAAGUACUUAACCCGAGGUACCACUGUACCACGGAUGGGGAGCCCCUGGCUUGUGAGCCAAAGUUGGCUUGCCAAGCCAUUUUCCCCAAACCACAGACACCUGUCUCAUGCCUAACACCAUAUGUGAUGUUGGGUAUAUGGGAACGGGUGGCGAUGUGGUCUAAACCACUGAGCCUCUUGGGCUUGUUGAUCGGAAGGUCAGCAGUUCUAAUCCGUGCAACGGGGUGAGCUCCUGUUGCUCUGUCCCAGCUUCUGCCAACCUAGCAGUUUGAAAGCAUCCAAGUGCAAGUAGAUAAAUAGGUACCACUGCCACGGGAAGGUAAAUUGCGUUUCUGUGCUCUCUGGUUUCCGUCACGGUGUUCCGUUGCACCAGAAGCGGUUUAAUCAUGCUGGCCACAUGACCUGAAAAGCUGUUUUUGGACAAACGCCGGCUCCCUAGGCCUGAAGUGAGAUGAGCAUCACAACCCCAUAGUUGCCUUUGACUGGACUUAAUCGUCCAGGAGUCCUUUACCUGUGGGGCAAAAAGAAAUGUGGUUUGAUCCUUUUAGAAAUCAUGAAUAAACUCCCUGUGCAUCAGUUUAAUCCUGCUUGCUUUUGGUGCAGAAAACAGGCUUGAGCAUCAGCUGACAUAUAGGGAGUUAAAUCCUGCUGGGUCACUAUCUCCUUCCACUCCCGUGGGCAAAUUUUGACAACUGGGUGGCCCAGCACACUGUCAAAAGUGGUCUGCAGUGUAUGCAGAGGUAAAAAUCUGACUCACUGGGCCAAAAUUAUUCCCCUCCCUUUGCACACUGACUGGUAAAGAGACUAAAAAAUGUUACCUACAGCACAAGCUAUUGUGGGUUAGAGCCCAGGUCAUCAGCUGUUUCCUCAGUUGUCAGGUGUAUAUGCACGUUAGAUCUAAAAGAAAAAAAGUGUAAAGGUUGGAAUGAAGUGGCAGUAUGAUACCAAAACCAUGUAGUAAAUUCUUUUAUGGGCUGAAUCUGAGUGCAUUUGGAAAUUUGCAAACCAAUGAACUAAAAGCAUAUUUUGGAAAAGGGCAGGGAACUGGCAACAGUCAAGUUCUGGGCAAUUUGAUUCAUUUCUUGUCUAUGUAGGAUGGGUGUGACUGCCUCCCUGGAAACCAGAUUUACCUUUCCCCAUUUAGUUUAUAGGCAGGCAGGGCCACUGGCAAAAUGUUCAGGCUAGCUGAUAUUUCCACAUACACAUAACAACUUGCAACACCAUAUUAGUCAUGGUGAAAUGCACAAGCAGUUUCAUGCUACCGGUGGUAGUUCAUGCUGGGCCUGCUUAACUUGUGAUCCACUAAGCCAGAUGCAGACCACCAGCUGUUUAUUUGGACCCACAAAAUACUUGACAGCCUAUUUGUUUUUGCAAUCCUGAGCAGAAACCAACAACAAAAGCUUUUUAUGAGCUGCUGUUUCUGGCUGAUGGGGCUGCAUUUGUCUUGAUAGGUUUGCACAACAUGUGGCCCUUCAACAGGUGCUUUGCCUUGAUAGAAUGUAGUUGUAGUACACUUUGCAGUAUUGCAUUGGUGAAACUAUUAGCAGGCUGUGUCAUAGCUACUUCUAUCCUCUUUCAGGAAGUGUUUGAAUUGGACCUUUAGAUAGGAGUCAUACCUGGUGCUAGAUGGACUUCUGGGGAAAACACGAAACACUGAGUUCUGAUAGCUUCCUUAUCUUCCAUAAAAACACAGCCUAAAAGUUUUAUCUCCUAGCAGUUUAACAGAAGAAACCUUCUUUGGUGUUUUUUUAAUCACUGUCCCACAGUAUGGUGGUGACUUCAUUUUCUACAGAGUACUCCUCCCAGGGCAUUUUAUAUGGUAAAUGCCUGCACUACAAAAAAUGUCCUGAGAGUUCUUAAAGGUGACUGCAGCCACUGCUGUUGCCCUGACUGCUCAGAGAUGGGAGGGAUUGCUAGUUCAGUUAGUCACCACCUGUCCUAGCCAUGAGGCAAAGUAGAUAUCUUCAUUCUGUGAGCAAUGGAGGGCUAUACAAGGCUUCCUUGGAGCCUAGACCGAGUAGGGAUUGGUUUUGGGAUGUCCUGUUCCAUUCCAGAAGGUGGUGAAGUUCACCAGAACUGCUUCCUAGCCAUUAUCUGCCAUGGGUGCUAGCAGAGAGCAGCUGAGUUAUCCGUGUGGUUCUCAAAGAGCAGAUAUUCAAAGUUAACCCUCUUAAUUAUUUUUAUUUUUAUUUUAAUUUAUUGCCUGACCUUCACCCUAUGAUCCCCGGGUGGGUUACAGCAGUUUAAACUGUGACAUUAAAAACAGUUUUAAAAAUUUACAGUUACAAAAAUGCAAUCAUGAAACAUAGGUCUUUAGAAAUCUCAUAAUUAUGUCUUCCAAAUUUAAGAGCGACUGUGUGGAGAUUGCUUUUUUAUUUAUUAUUUACGCUUGCUUUUAUGAGAAAGCCAAAGUUUUGCGUUCUUCGUAUUGUCUGUUAUCUAUGUUGGUUCUGGAUCUGGUCAGUUUGGUAGGUAAUUGUUCUUUAACAGUGGGUAAAACAGUGGGUUGCUUUGGGAGGGUGGAUGGGAUAGAAAUUUAAUAAAUAAAAACAAUAAAUAAAUAUUUAUUCACUAACUACUUUUCCUUUCAUUACAGCAAUUUCUGAUUACUAAUAAGUUGGAUACAGCAAUGUGGAUUUCCCGUAUAUUCACAGUUUACUGUUCAGCUUUAUUUGUCCUGCCUCUUCUAGGGUAUGUAUAAUAAUGUUCUUUAAAGCAGUAGUGCCCCUGAUAUCCUUAGAAAGGACACUGCUUUUUUUAGCGACAGAAUGAAACAGAAAACAUACAUUAUGCUUAAAAGCUCUGUAUCACAUUUUAUAUGCAUAUACAGUUGUUCUAAUCCAGUUAAGGUUAAGCUUUUAUUACUUCCCGUCCAUUUUAAUACGAGAUAUCAAUCUAUAUUCUUAGCUGUCCAUUGGAAAUCAGUGUAGUGUGUAGAUGCGAAAUAUCAGUCAGUGAUAUGGGGCAGAAGAUUUUCCAGUGCUUUAUUUUUAUGUGGGAGUUUUAACUUUCGUUAAGUUCAUUAGUGACAACAAAAGGAUGCCCAUUUCAACUACAGUAUUAGGCAAGCUUAGCAAUUUCAAAGUUUGUAGCUUUGCUUACUGAAUGCUAAACUAGAUCACUCUCUAGGCCAUCAGAAAAUGUUUAAAUGCUGACUGAAAGAUUUCCAAUGCAAAUUAGCCUAAAUUUGCAUAGGAAAAAAUCCAGGAAACCUAUAUCACUGACUUUGGUUAGACUUUGACCAAUAUUUUGCAAAUAUGAGUGCUUGAUAUUUGGUUCUGUUUAAGAACCAACUUUACACCUGUCCAGUAAUCUGUACAUUAUAUACCUUCAGAUCAAGUGAGUGUCAUUUAUUGUUUAGGUUUUGAUAUUGUCAUUUAACUAGAUUCCAGUUACUAUGUUAUUAUUUAUCUGCCAUUUUUCUCUCCAAAGAAAUGUCAAAUAGAUAACUGCAUUGAAAAUACUUUUAAAUGGCAUUCUUCCCUCCCCCCACUCCCCCAAACUUGGCACACCUGUAGAGUUCAGUGCCAAGCGCCAGGAAUGCUUCUCAGACUGAGUAACAGUUACAUCUUGGCAGAGCUUAGCAGGGCGGGCUUCAGAGACUGAAAUGAUGAUGCAAUUCUCUUGGGAGGAAGACUUGAAGCCGCAACUCGGUUUGUAUGGUAACCUCUCCUUUGAUAAUUCUCAAGGUUGCAUGAAGCAGCUAGCUUUUAUCAACGUGCCUUGCUGGCAAAUGCUCUCACCAGCGCCCUUCGACUUCACCAAAGGCUACCACAUUUUCAGCUAAGCAGGGCGUUCCUGGCUCAAGCCUUGCUGGAGGACAGCUGCCACUACCUUUUGUAUUCCCUCAUCUUUGUCAAUUCCUACCCUGUUACAAGUAUCCUUUCUAUGAGUCUUGUAAUACUUCCAAUUCUGUAAUAGUUUGAUUGGGCUUUUGCUGUCGUAGAGUGCUAGACUUAAAUCAGGGAUUACUCCAGCUUGUACCUUUGCUCAGCCACAAAGCCUAAAGGGUGAUGAUGGGCCAGAUUCCACCAAAACACUAAAAUACCUAUUAAACAUUAAAAGCUUUCCUAAACAGGGCUGCCUUCAGAUGUCUUCUAAAAGUUUGGUAGUUAUUUUUCUCUUUGAUAUCUGGUGGGAGGGUGUUCCACAGGGUGGGUGCCACUACUGAGAAGGCCCUCUGCCUUGUUCCCUGUAACUCCACUUCUUGCAGUGAGGGAACCGCCAGAAGGCUCUCGGUGCUGGACCUCAGCGUCCGGGCAGAAUGAUGGUGGUGGAGACGCUCCUUCAGGUAUACUGGGCCAAGGCCAUUUAGGGCUUUAAAGGAAAGCACCAACACUUUGAAUUGCUUGGAAACGUACUGGGAGCCAGUGUAGGUCUUUCAUGACAGGUGUUAUGUGGUCUCAGCGGCCACCCCCAGUCACCAGUCUAGCUGCCGCAUUCUGGAUUAGUUGUAGUUUCCGGGUCACCUUCAAAGAUAGCCCCACAUUGUUUUCCAAUGUACUUCUUACAAAUAAAAAUGUUGGUGUGGGGGGAGCAAAAUUUUAUUCUGAAAGUGUGGCCCACAGGAAAAGGUUAGAGAACCACUGGACUGGAGUCAGGGGUGGAGGGAGGGGUACAGUGGGUGUGGGCUACCCUGGGUGUCACCACUGAGGAGGGUGACAAAAUGCCAGGCGGCACUCACCGCAGGGCCUGCAGCACGCCCAAGCCACAUGUCUAUCCUGGGAGAGACGCGGUGGCUUGGGCGCACACAGGCUCCGCGCUGCCCAAAGGGUCCACCCGCUACCUCCCCCCCCCCCAGCUGUAGGGCGGCUGAGUGGGAGGAGGCAGGCAGACUCUGGAGGCCCCACGGUGUGCCCUGCCCUCGCCCCUCCCCAAUGGGUGGCUUGCCUCCUGGGCACGCAACCCCAGGCGCCCGAGCUGCUUCCUCCGCCGCUGACUGGAGUAAUCAACUACAAGGAGGUAAAGCUCAGGGGAGAGGGGAGCUGAACUCUAUCUCUCCACCCCCUGCCUUAUGUGUGCUUUUUGUUGUUAGUGAAUUUACCACCUCAAUUCCUGCUUUAUAUAUGUAUAGGGCAGUCACACAAAUUAAGGCCUCAUCACCUCUAGUCUCACCCUAGACAGAAGAACCACCUUUAUUAACUCUUAUUUAUUACCUAUUGAUGUAAAGUACCUGAAUCAAAAUAAACAAGUGAGCUCAUAUUUCUUAGCCCCAUCAAUUUAUUUAAUAAGGUUGCAAUCCUAUACCUUCUUCUGCGAAGAUCUGUAUAGGAUUUCACUCUAAAACAUUGAUCUACUGAUUUUAACUCUGGCCCUACAUAAGUUAAGUACACACAAACUGCUGGAUGCCUAUACUUCUACAAGUGCAUACCGCUAACCACCAUUUUCAAAUUCCAUUCCAUGAUUAGGACUGUGUUCUGUGUCACUAAGUGUUUAAUAAAGCUACCUAACUUUAAUCACCUGAACCUUAAGGUCCAAACUUUUUCUCAUACAAAAGAAUCUGAAUUUAAAGCAAGAGAUCGCAGGCUUACAUGUUGACACAAGUGGACGAUGUGCUUGAAUAUUCAGACUAUAGUGUGAAAUAACAUGCGUGAGGUUGUAAUUCUCCUUAACUUUAACUUCAGUGAGUAUUUUCCCAGUUCUGUUGUUUUCUUUGCUUCACGCUGCCACCUACACAAAGAAGGUUCUUGAUGUAAGUAUGUUGUUAGUGUAUGAUCUUGUGCCCCUUACAUGCCACAUUGCUCUUUGUAAGGAGGGCAGGAUUCAGAUGAGACAUGGAUUUUUUAAGGGGUAAACUGAAAACUGGCAUCUGGCUAUUUUCUGCCACAGUUUGUGUAGCUCAUCCAGUUCCGCUGCUUCUAUCAAAGGGUUAGCAAGUAGGAAAGAAAAGGAUACGCGUGGAGAGCCAGAGUGUUUGAUGAGGACCGAGGAGACUUGGGUUCAAAUCCCUAUGCAACUGUGAUGCUCGCUGGGUGACCUUGAACAUUAUUCAAUGUAACCUCCCUCACAGGGUUGUUUGGGUUAAAUGGGGGCAGUGGGGAACUGAAACUGAAUAUUAGGUUGACCGUUUCCUGCAUAAUAAACAUUGUAGCAAGGUUUGCAAAAUUCUUCAGUUUUCCUGCUUAUUAUUUAGACUGCCUUUCAAGGUUUAUAAAAUAAUUAUAGCAUAGCUGAAAGUAUUCCCAAGGUUUGACUUUGUAUACAUAACACAAAGUUUCCUGACAUUGCUUUUUUACUCCCUUCUUUCAAGGCACGAGGUUCAAAUAGUCUUCUUUUCCUAAGAAAUCUCUUGGACAAGUUAAACGCUAACCAGCAAAACAUCCUGAAAUUUAUAGCUUGCAAUGAGAUCUUCUUGAUGCCGGCUACUGUGUUUAUGCUUUUCAGGUAUGAGAUGAAACAUUAACCUUUAUUUUUAUUCAGAUGGUGUUCUAUAACUGCUUGGGAAUACAGAAUCAGACUGUUUAUUGUUUAUCAUUGCAAUGUCCCUAUAAGGGACCGUCUUUGCAGGGUGAAAACUAAGGUUGGGUUGUGAUUUUCUCACCAUCUCCUGACCCUGUGGCUGUGCUGCUCUAAGAACCCUAUUUUUAAGAUGCACAGGGUUUGCUUGCUGACUAAUGUAAGGAUGGUUUCUUGAUCCUUAAGGCAAAGAUCAGCAUAGUCUGUUUUUGUUCCUUUGGAGAAAUUUUACUUUCAUGUGCAUGAAGAAAGCUCUGAUUCAGAUGCCAAAAAGAUAAUAUUGCAUUUUAAGUGCCCGUUAUUUUGUAGUAUUGUGUUUUAAUUUAGGGUUGUAUUCAAAGUAGCAUUAAGGAAAAUGUUCUAUCAGUGAAAUAAUUUCUCUUUGUUCAACAGAAUGUUCUGCCCCUCUCCUCCCACCGUGCACCCCCUAAUUCUGUUCUGGAGUUCCCCCAACCCUCUAGAGCAGAUUUGGGGGUGGAACAGGGUGUGCACAGGAGGAGGAGAGGGGUGAAGUCCUGUUGUGCAAGCGAAACUCACUCCCCUUGCACAGUUAUUUAUUUAAAUACCAUCCUUUGUAUCUAAGCCACCUUGCAGACCACUGAUGGAAGAAUGGCAUAUACUGUUAAUUUAUUAUAAUUUCUUAUUUAUUUAUUGAAUUUAUAUACCUCCCUAUACCCAGAGGUCUCAGGGGUGUUCACAGAACAAAAUCAAAAUACAAAACCACAAAAUAUAUAAAACAAUAAAAUAAAAACAAUACCCCCCCAAAAAAACCACAUUUUAAAAGGGCAAAGGAUGUCAAUCAACCAAAGGCACCUAAAGGUGUAUAAUGAAGGUGCCAGGCAAACGUCCCUGGGGAGAGCAUUCCACAGACGGGGAGCCACUGCAAACUUCCAGGUACCAUUGAAUUCAGUGGAAUUUAUUUCUAAGUAAAUAUGCACAGAAUUCUGCCACAAGGCAGCUCCUCCUAGUGCAUGCUUGUCCGAGAGAAAGGUCUACUGAACACGGUGGAUUUGCUUCUGAGUAAACAUACACUAAAGUUACAUAAUUUCAUUGCAGGAGGAGCAACACUAGUUCCUUUAUAAGGUUUUAAUGUUUCAGCCAUCUUGACACAUUUUAUUUAAUGAUCUGCGGCUGCCAUUCGUCACAGUGUGUGCAUGUCAAAUACUGUGUGAAAACAUUUAUUUAGUUGUAAGGGUCUUUUGCAGGUCAAAGCAGUUACUAUGUGUGAAGAAAAACAUAAGGUGGUGUCUUAUUGCAAAUCCUACACUGUAUCCUUUUAAAUAAAUCUACCCCUCCACCACCCCACCUUUUUUCUUCUGUUCUUUUCAGUGGGCAGGGAAGCUUGCUGCAGCCAUUUAUUUACUACAGAUUUCUUACACUCCGUUAUUCCUCCCGCCGAAAUCCAUAUUGCCGGUAAGAAACCAAUUACGAUUUAAAGUUGUUGUUGUCAUCAUCUGUAAAUACAGUGCUUAAACAGUUGGCUCCUUGGUGUUGCCAUAUGAUGGACUAAAAAGAGGAGUUAAAGGAAGUAAUUAAAAACAUGAAGAUGGGAAAAUCACCUGGCUCUGAUGGAUUCCCAGCAUCCUUUUACAAAACAUUUAAGGAACAAACACUUCCACAAAUGGCCAGGCUAUACAAUGAUAUUUUAGCCGGUAACCUACUUCCUGCAACUUGGAAGCAUUCAAGAAUCAUAGUUAUUCUCAAACCUCACAAGGACUCCACCAAUAUCAUACCAAGCAAUCUCUUUAUUAAAUCUAGAUUAUAAAAUCUUUACAGCCAAUCUGGUCAAUAGAUUAAAAACAUUUGUUGGCAGCUGUAUACAGACAGACCAAUCAGGGUUUGUUCCAGGGUGAAGAGUUACUGAUCCAAUAAGGAAAUUAUUGAACAUUUUUAUUUCAUUAGAAAAAAUCAUAACCUUUAACAAGCCUCUCACUUGAUAUUUUAAAACUAUUUGAUUGUCCAGAACCAAAUUAUCUAAUGGAAAUAGUUAAGAAAUGUGAUUUUGGCCAAAAAAAUUGUAAAGGCUUUCGAAGGCAGAUAUAGAUAUAGAUGAUAUAGAUAUAGAUAUAGAUAUAGAUAGCAGGCCACAAUUAGAAUAAAUAAUUCAGAUUGCUCCCCCCCCCAAAUGUUUAGUCAUAGAACAAAACAGGGAUGUCCUCUGUUGCCCAUUAGUUGUCUUAAUUUUAGAAACAUUGGUAAUCAAAUUACAGAAUGCCCUCUCUGGUAUGGGAAUGGUUUCGUCCCGUAAUGUUGUGUGUUUAAAUGUUUUUGUACUUCUGCAAACCUCAGAAUCUCUCUGGCUAUGGUAAUAUGGCUAUGGUAAUGAAGGCAGCUCUGUUUGGGGAAGUUUUUAAUGACUGAUGUUUUAAUGUAUUUUUAAUCUCUUCUUGGAAGCCGCCCAGAGUGGCUGGGGAAACCCAGCCUGAUGGGCAGGUUAUAAGUUGUUGUUGUUGUUGUUCUCCUCUUCCUCCUCCUCGUUAUUAUUGAUUUUGAUGAAGGUUUGAGUGAGAUGUAGGAGCUACUGUUGCAAAGAUAUUUCUGUAAAAAGUGUCUGUUAUUUUCAGAACCCUCUUCACGGAACUUCGGAUUGUCGUUGAGCAUGUCAUCAUGAAACCGUCCUGCCCGGCGUUUAUACGAAGGCUCUGUGUCAGCAGCAUUUCUUUUAUAAGCAGACUGGCACCAACUGUUGCAUAGUCAACACUGGAAACAUGCGUAUGUUUGUCUGAUGAACUUUCUAAGCAGCUGGUAUUUCUGCUGGUGAUUUAUAAAUUCUGGAUCUCAGUCAAGGUUGUAUGGAAACAUGUUUUCUUCCAAGAGCCUGUUCUGUGAAUUGUAUCCUAUAUGUUUAAAAAGUCUUGUUUUUCAAGAUGUUUCCGUGCUUUGUGGAAGAUGAACGCUUGCCAUCUUAGACAGAAUACUUUCCAAUGCAAAACAGUGGUGACAACCCUGCAUUGUACAAUAUGGCUUUUGUGCUGUCAUGUAUGUCCUCUUCGAUACUGAAUGAAAAUACUUAUUCAAAAAAAUAAUAAUGUCCAGGCAAUACUAGCUGGAUUGUGUCUAACAAGCUAUAAGCUGUGGCUGCAACAUAACUAGUAGCCUCUUAGGGGUACCUAUUGAAAUCUCUACCCAUGCGGUACAUUUGAGUCAGUAUUCCUUCCAUUCAGUAAAUGAGACAGGCUUAGUCAAUUGAGUAAAUCAUUGUGGUCAAUACAAAUCAAUUGGCACCUACUUCAAAUGUGAACAGUAGAACGAAGCAUCAAAUUUAAUUGUUCUGAUUUAUUUAAUGCUUUUGAAAUGGAAAGCUCUCCACCCUUCCCUAAGCACUUUAUUUCUUUGUAAAGUAAAUAUUUCUCUAGAUCAUCUCAAUGCCCUAUUUUUUUCCUGUCUUCCAAAAAGCAGGCUUCUUAAAAUGCCACUCUUUGAAAAGUCUGAAUAAUAAAGAUGGAUGUUACAUUAAUUUUCAAUAUAUAUUGGAAGUGUUGCCCUUGUGAGGUAAUUCUUAAAGUUCAUGCAGUUAGGCUAGUUCCAAACACCAUUGCAUACUCAUGGUGCAAUGCUAAACAUGGCAGUAGCUGUAAAUUACAUUAUGACAUAGGUCUGCCUUUCAAGUUUUGAGCAUGAAUCUUCUCUCUUCCUCCACCUUCAGUUUAUAUGCAUGGGCAUAACUGCAGAUGUGUCGGACCAUAAUGUGAUGUAGGCAUGUGUCUCCUGCUCCAUCCCUUUCUCCUGUACACAUGGUCAGGAAACGGAGAGGAUGUGAUUGUGGGAACACAGCUCUGUUGCGACCUCAUAGGACUUCUGUCUCUGUGGGUGCUGCGCCUGCACAGGGAAGCAUCCUGCCCAUCCUGCUGAAACUAGAGGAACUAUUUUGUAAAGCAGAGGUGUGGAAACUCUGGCCUCCCAGAUGAUGUUGCUCUCCAGCUCGCAUCUUCUUCAGCCAGCAUAGCCAGGGGUCAGGGAUGAUGGGAUUGCUAGUCUAAGACCUGGAGGGUCACAAGUUUCCCACCACAGGAAUAAAAUAAUAUUGCAUUACCUCUUCCCUAGAGAAGCGCUCUUCCACUAAUUGUAGCUUUAUUUCAGUACAAGUGGGGCUGUUGUCUUACAAAGCAGAGGUAAUGGGAAGUCUGGUCAUUUGCUAUUUCAGCAUACCAAGAUGGGGAAAAAACUGCACAAACUGGUUCACUUAACUUCAGCAACCUAAUAGUUUUGAUUCCCAUGAUAAGCCGGUUAUUGAAUGUCCUGAGGACUGAAGAGCAUUUUAAACUGAGUUGCUUCACAUGUGCAUAACUUGCCUUCUUCUUUUUGAAGCAGAGCUGACCAACUUUUUAAAAGUUUUUCUGUAGUCAACCCACCUGCAACUGCACACACUCGUAUGCACAGGUACAUAGCCCAUCCCUUUUCAGUUGAUCCUUGCAGAUCUGCUGACAAAAGGGCUGUUAGCCCCUCUCUGCUUCUGAAAUGGUAACUGGGGAAGGGUUAUUUUCAUAUCCACCAAGAGUCUGGGCAGAGAAAUUUAAGCCUUUCUGAUCACUCCAGUGACUACUUUUUUUUGUUUGUUUUCAUUUUUUAUGUCACCCCCCCAGAAAAAAAUAUGAGUGUGGGUGUGUUUUGGGGAGGCAGAAAAAGUUGGGGUUUGGGGGGCGGAGGGCAAUCAAUUUAGGCAUCUGUUUCUAACCAAACACCUUGGUGUUUAUUAAAAUUCUUCUUGGACUUGAGGUUGGGGGUUGGUGUAGGCAGGUUGCUGUUUUUCCUGCCCCCCACUCUCCCAGUUCCUAACUAUGCAGGAGUAUUCAGUUGUGUGAUAUUUCCCAGCCGAGCUGUUUGUGUAUACUUGGUCCGAAUCACGUAAUAUUACUUGGACCACUCAGAAUACAACCUGUUCCUGAGAAAUACUCAGGAGAGGUUUUGCAUAAUGAUAGCUGAUGGUUUAGCGAACACAUGUCCUAAACGCGCAACCCAGUCUGGGUUUUUCCUUGUGAUAAAUCCCCACUAAGUGUUCCGGGCUUACUCUUGAAUGUGUUCAGCCCUUCUUGAGCCAGGGAUAGUAAGAUCUAAAAGGCAUCCUAAAAAGGGCCAGGAAGUAUGUAUGUUACAGGCAUAGUCUUCUAUGAUAUCUGAUGGAGAACUUGCGCUGGGGAGAUAUGUAAACUUGUGUGGUUGUGUGUGUGCAUCUUCUCCUGAAAUGGAAGGCACUGCGCUGUCAGCUUGUUGCUAUUUAUGAAGAUUAAAUUAUUUUUUUCCCAUUGAGUGCCUGCAUUUUAGAAUUGAGGAAUUUGCCCAGGCACUAUACUUACUCAUUGAUUCUUCUAAGCCACUUCAUGAUUUAGUGUCUUAACAACUGCAUGAACUGAAUGAUACAUUUAAAUAAUUUGGAACGUUGCCGCUGUUUUUAAAACUAUGUUUCCUUGUAACUACCUUCUUUCUUUUUGAUUAAAUGUGAAUGUCAUUUAGAUUGAACUCAUUCAUUAGCUUGUCGAUAGCCCACCCUGUGCAUUGCUUGCUAAAUUUCCGGGUAUGGACAAAUGCAGCUUUAAAAAUGGCUGGUACGGCUGGUUGAUUGCACUCCUUUUAGCUUUUUGGCUCAUAAACAUCUACUUAUAGGGAAGGCGCACACUAGUGUGCAGGAAUGCUUCAUGAGUUUUUUCAUCUAGGCUCUCUUGCUUUGAGGAUUUUAUAAAAAUUUCUACAGCAAUAAAGUGACUGUUGCGGUGGUAGCCUGGAAUGAAAUGUCUGAACCUAUUUUAACAUUAUUUGUAGUUGUAUGUUGAAUCCCGAGGCUUGGAGUAUAAUUCCAUUAGAGGAAAAGAAACACAACAGAGUCCUCACCCCAAUCCAGCUGCAACUGCAGGCAACUAAACACACAUAACUGGUCACUCAGGAAUGUACAUCUGCAUUCUUAUGAAUCUCAAUAAACAUAGCUUUGCCGAUGGGCUGCUGCAUCCAGUCCUCACCCACAAUGCUCAGUGAUCACGCUUGCCAAGUCAGUGUUUGUAUGUCAUUAUCUAUCUAUCUAUCUAUCUAUCUAUCUAUCUAUCUAUCUAUCAUCUAUCUUUGGAUUUCUUGGAAGACUGUUUUUCAGAGCCUUCAGGAUUACACCCCUCCCAGAACUAUUACUUAAUCAAGACAACUGGUUCCUGAAUAUGAUUUUAAAUGUUGGGAUUUACAGCUAACUCAAUUCCAUUAGCGUUCUAUAUUUUAUAGCCUUCUAUAUAAAAGUUGGGGUGCAAAGAUCUGUUUAGGUUCCAGCCAAGGGUCUUGCAGAUCUAUUACAAACAGUUUCUAAAAGUCCCCUCCAAUUUCAAAGCAGUGUACUGAGCAGCAGGGGGGCAGCAGUUGAGCGGCAGAGCUAAUCUUCUACAGCCCCUCCCCUGGGCUCCUAGAAGUUGUUUUGUGGUAAUUGAAUCUUAGCCAAAGGCCUUUGGAGAAUGAAAAACCUUCCUUCAUACCCUGUGCCCAGAGCUGUGUAUACUCUCCGCUAAAAGUAGAAAUUUGCAUCCCAAAAGACGCAUGUGAGGUCCUCUGAAACAUAUGCAAAUGAAGUAUAUUUGCAUAAUUUCUCAAGUAACUCGAACAUGUUGGCUGUUUUUCAUAACUCUGGUAUUGGUUAUGGGGGUCCGACCUGCCAGCACUGCAAAAUGGGUGACCCUGUUUAUACUACGGACCAGAUCCAAGGGAACAUGUGCAGAGCAUCAUCUAGGUCUGUGCAUGUGGGGCCUUAGCUGAUGCAGGAAACAGAUGGGUGCUAAAAAAGUCCUUUGUCAGCUAUUGGGCAGGGAAAGGGGCUGCACUGGUAUUGAAUCCAGUUCAAGCAGCUGUUUUAGAAGGAUUUUAGCUUCCUGCCCAGCCCCAUAUGUCAGAUUGGGCCCACCUAAGAAUAGACGCGCACAGCCCUUAGCUGAAUCAAGUUAUACUGGUCUGUUCACAUAGUACAUUCCGUAUAUUUCCAUGCAGAAGACCUGCUCCUUCCUUGGUAACGGCGCCAUUUUUAGGUGGCAGAUUGCUGCUGCACCCUGGCUGGCAGGGGCUAAGCAUACAUUUCAAAAAACCAAUUGAAAAAUUCAUCACUUUCCCUGUCUUCGAGGACUGAGGCACAAAAUGCUAAUGCCGGCCUCAGAGGGGAAAUAGUUCUCCUGCAUAUUUGAGAAAAUGUGAAACCCUUUCAAGGAAAUCUAAUAAACAUAAUCAUCGCAGCCUGCUGACACAAAGGAAAAAGGACCUCAUUCGCUCUUUCUUUUUUAUGCUGCAAUUUAGUGGCCCCUGCUGAUUUACAAAUUGGAUCACAACCGUAAAUUAUCCAUGCCAGUACCUGUGGAAGUAAGCGCUGAGAUCCAUAUUUAUUUGGAGUUCUGCUUAAAUCAGCAAAAAUGAUAAAUUCGAUGGUCUGAAAUUGGAAAUACCAAGGGCUUUCUGGAAUGAUUGUGCAAAAUGUCUCCGCUCGUAAUUUAUUGUGACCCUCUUUCAUUCACGACGCUCUGUAUGCCUAAUAUUUAUUUCAGCGCAAAUUAAAUUGCACCCUCCUAUGUUGUCACA
This is a messenger RNA of Podarcis lilfordi (Lilford's wall lizard), 15851 nucleotides long. The record is from the annotation of a GenBank genome assembly. NCBI's taxonomy places the organism in Eukaryota, Metazoa, Chordata, Lepidosauria, Squamata, Lacertidae.